UCCCUGGGCAGGGAAUGUCUGUGUCAGGCAAGAAUUAGAGACGAGCGGUCAGCAGAGCCUCGGUGCCCGGUGCCGAUCCAUCCGUCAAGCCUGGGAGCCUGGGAGCAGGAAGAUGUCGAAUGAACUUGAUUUCAGAUCCGUACGGCUGCUAAAGAACGACCCAGUUAACUUCCAGAAAUUCCCCUACACUAACGAGGAUGAGGCCUGGAAGACCUACCUUGAAAAUCCCUUGACGGCGGCCACGAAGGCCAUGAUGAGAGUCAAUGGAGACGAUGAGAGCGUUGCGGCCCUGAGCUUCCUCUACGAUUACUACAUGGGCCCCAAGGAGAAGCGGCUACUGUCCUCCAGCACUGGGGGCCGGAACGACCAAGGAAAGAGGUACUACCAUGGCAUGGAAUAUGAGAUGGACCUCACCCCCCUUGAAAGUCCCACGCACCUCAUGAAAUUCCUGACAGAGAAUGUGUCUGGAACCCCAGAGUACCCAGAUGUGCUCAAGAAGAAUAACCUAAUGAGCUUGGAGGGGGCUGCACCCACACCGGGCAAGGCAGCUCUCCUCACCCCAGGCCCCAGCAAGCUGGAAGCUGGCUCUGUGGACGGCUACCUGCUGCCCACCAGUGAUGUGUAUGAUAAUGGCUCCCUCAGCUCCUUGUUUGAGAGCAUUCAUGGGGUGCCUCCCACACAGCGCUGGCAGCCUGACAGCACCUUCAAAGAUGACCCACAGGAGUCGCUGCUCUUCCCAGAUAUCCUGAAAACAUCCCCGGAACCCCCGUGUCCAGAGGACUAUCCCAGCCCCAAGAGUGACUUUGAGUACACCCUGGGCUCCCCUAAAGCCAUCCACAUCAAAUCGGGCGAGUCGCCCAUGGCCUACCUCAACAAGGGCCAGUUCUACCCUGUCACCCUGCGGACCCCAGCAGGCGGCAAAGGCCUUGCCUUGUCCUCCAGCAAAGUCAAGAGUGUGGUGAUGGUGGUCUUCGACAACGAGAAGGGCCCGGUGGAGCAGCUGCGCUUCUGGAAGCACUGGCAUUCCCGGCAACCCACCGCCAAGCAGCGGGUCAUCGAUGUGGCUGACUGCAAAGAAAACUUCAACACUGUGCAACACAUUGAGGAGGUGGCCUAUAAUGCACUGUCCUUUGUGUGGAAUGUCAACGAGGAGGCCAAGGUGUUUAUCGGCAUCAACUGCCUCAGCACAGACUUCUCCUCGCAGAAGGGGGUGAAGGGUGUCCCCCUGAACCUGCAGAUCGACACCUACGACUGUGGCUCAGGCACUGAGUGCCUGGUACACCGAGCUGUCUGCCAGAUCAAGAUCUUUUGUGACAAGGGAGCGGAAAGGAAGAUGCGGGAUGAUGAGCGGAAGCAGUUCCGGAGGAAGGUCAAGUGCCCCGACUCCAGCAACAGUGGCGUCAAGGGCUCCCUGCUGUCCGGCUUCAGGGGCAAUGAGACCACCUACCUGCGGCCUGAGGCAGACCUGGAAACCCCGCCGGUGCUGUUCAUCCCCAACGUGCACUUCUCUGGCCUGCAGCGCCCUGGAGGGGCAGUGCCCUCAGCAGGACACGGCACCUCCAACAGGCUGCCUCUGAAGCGUACCUGCUCACCCUUCACCGAGGAGUUUGAGCCUCUGCCCUCCAAACAGGCCAAGGAAGAUGACCUACAGAGAGUGCUGUUGUACGUGCGGAGAGAGACCGAGGAGGUGUUUGACGCCCUCAUGUUGAAGACCCCGGACCUGAAGGGCCUGAGGAGUGCGAUCUCUGAGAAGUAUGGGUUCCCUGAGGAGAACAUUUACAAAGUCUACAAGAAAUGCAAGCGGGGAAUAUUGGUCAACAUGGACAACAACAUCAUUCAGCAUUACAGCAACCACGUCGCCUUCCUGCUGGACGUGGGGGAGCUUGACGGCAAGAUCCAGAUCAUCCUUCAGGAGCUGUGA
Messenger RNA from Balaenoptera acutorostrata (minke whale), 1921 nucleotides. RefSeq names its product grainyhead like transcription factor 3 (gene GRHL3). NCBI's taxonomy places the organism in Eukaryota, Metazoa, Chordata, Mammalia, Artiodactyla, Balaenopteridae. Gene Ontology annotation, biological process: regulation of transcription by RNA polymerase II. The transcript has 16 exons. Gene Ontology annotation, cellular component: nucleus. Gene Ontology annotation, molecular function: DNA-binding transcription activator activity, RNA polymerase II-specific; RNA polymerase II cis-regulatory region sequence-specific DNA binding. The coding region runs from base 113 to 1921 and encodes 602 amino acids. The record is from RefSeq and is a predicted model, not a curated record.